Molecule: messenger RNA, 936 nt
Organism: Penicillium canariense
Lineage: Eukaryota; Fungi; Ascomycota; Eurotiomycetes; Eurotiales; Aspergillaceae
Product: NAD(P)-dependent oxidoreductase
Exons: 5
Coding region: 1-936 (311 amino acids)
Molecular function (GO): oxidoreductase activity, acting on the CH-OH group of donors, NAD or NADP as acceptor; NAD binding; NADP binding
Source: RefSeq, a predicted model, not a curated record
AUGGCUCAGAUCGGCUGGUACGGCCUUGGAUCCAUGGGCCUCGCCAUGGCCCACAACCUGCAGCGGCAUCUUGCCGCCAAAAAGGCCCUGAGCCUGCUCUACUCCAACAGGACUAUGUCUCGAGGUGGGCCACUGCAGGCGCUCGGUGGUAUUCCUGAGCCUAGUUUCGACACACUCGUGUCUCGCUGUGGAAUUAUCUUCACUAUGGUUUCCGAUGACUCGGUCCUUCAAAGCUUGAUCUCAUCUGCUGUAGGAUCAGGCCACUCGCUCAAAGACAAGAUUUUUGUAGACUGCUCAACUGUGCACCCUCAGACGGUGAGCUCCGCCGUGGCCCAGCUCAAGGCGAAGGAUGCCUCGUAUAUCGCGGCUCCUGUGUUUGGCGGGAACCCCAUUGCCGUAGAUGGGAAGCUAGUGUUUGCUAUUGGCGGUCCUAAGAGCGCAACCAAUGUUGUUAAGCCGCUCAUUCAGGACGUUAUGGGGCGGAAGGUUAUUGAGUGUGGUGAAGAUGCUACCAAAUCGUCGCUGCUGAAGAUUGCCGGAAACAUUGUCACCGUGAACAUGAUGGAAGCAGUUGGUGAAGCGCAGGUCUUCGCCGAGAAGACCGGUCUUGGAACUGGCCCCAUGGAAGAGUUGAUCGGUGAGGCUUUUGGUCCUGUGGCUGGAGGAUAUUCAAAGCGGUUGACUACUGGCGCCUAUGCGCCACCCCUCGACACUCGCCCCGGCUUUGGCGUGUCCCUGGCUAUCAAGGAUGCUAGGCACGCGAUGGCGAUGGCCGAAGAGCAGGGCGUCAAGCUCCCUUCUCUCGAGCUAGCGCGCCAGAACAUGGAAACUGCCCGCGACUACGCCGGUGAGUGUCUCGACAGCAGUUCCAUGUAUGGAACACUGCGCCAGCAGGCCGGGCUACCAUUCUGGAAUGAAAAGAGCCGGAAGGAGUAG